Messenger RNA from Theileria annulata, 1962 nucleotides. RefSeq lists its product as uncharacterized. The transcript has a single exon. The record is from RefSeq and is a predicted model, not a curated record. NCBI's taxonomy places the organism in Eukaryota, Apicomplexa, Aconoidasida, Piroplasmida, Theileriidae. The coding region runs from base 1 to 1962 and encodes 653 amino acids.
AUGAUGGGUUUAGAAAUGGAGGAAUUUGUGAUAAAUAGGAAGGUUAAUCCAAUUGGUGAGAUAGGAUACCCAAGUUCAAAUUUCCGUCAGAAUAUUUUUGAGAUUUUGGUAUUAGAGAUGUUAAAUAACACGGACCUUAACUUAUGUUGCACAGGGAUUCAGUUAUUGUCAGAAGUACCAACAAUUGCUUCAAAAAGUCCUCAGAUUCUAAAUGCACUUUUCUUGUUCCUGAUUGGCCCAGACGAUGAACUGUCAUAUCUCUCUGCGCUUUCAUUGUCUAAAAUUUUACCACUUUUGCCAGAGCAGGUUUCACUGAACUUCGUUAAGGCUUGUUACAGUAACGCAAUUAAAAGUGGCCACAACGUUCAAAGAAUCAAGAAUUUUACACUUUUAAUACUCUCAUCUAAACAGCUCAAAAACAUAUCAACAUAUUUAUACAGAAUGGUUUGGGCUGUGAUAAUAUCCCUUGAUUCUCAUACUAAACUUAGUUACCAAGCCAAGGCUAUACUAACUGAGCAGAAAAUAGCACUGAUUUUAUCGUCAACUCUCGUAUCUAUAGAGUCUCAAACUAACUUAAAAAGACAUAGAGAAAGACUUGAAGGACUACUACACCAAAACCUUAACUUCUUAACACUCAACCCAAAGUCAGACGUACCCAAUUUUGAGAAUAAUCGCAUUAACCUACUGUUUAUUAGAGGCUUGAUUUAUGGUCUUUUCCUUGUGUAUUUCUCAUCAGAAGUGGAUAAGCCACUAAUUGACAAGAUGGCAGAUUUGACCAAUAUUACAAUAAAUAACACACUAAACCCUCAUAAGUAUGUAAACAUCGAUAAGUUGACUGAUGGGAUUGAUCCACUGUUGAAUAAAAAGGAAUACUUCUUCUCAUUCAUAUACUAUGGAACUUGUGUUAAACUGCUUGAAUUCUUUGUGAAAACAGGAAAUAGUUCAGUUUUCACCCAAUUUUUAGACUGCCUAAAGGAGUCUCUAAAGUACAGUUCCGGAAACGUAAAUAUAAUUUUUGUAGCUAAAAAGUGUUUAAAAUACCUUCAAAAUCCUUGUACCAUUUUAAUUACGCUAUUCACUCUAAUUGAACAACAUAUAAGUGGACUAGAGUCUGUAUCUAGAAUUAAAAUAUUACUUGCACUGCUGGAAAUUAUUGAGUACUCGUUUUUAACAGAUAAGGAAAACUUCGCUCAAUUUCUUUCUAAAUAUAAUGAAACAAUUUCAAACAAAAGCCUAAAACUUAUAAUGAGGCCAUUGUUACAGAUACAGAAUGUUAAUUAUGAGUCUAUUUUAUCUGAACAUGAUAUUCUGGUACACCACCUAUACAGUGCAGUAAAUAAUGAAACUUUGUCUGAGACUUUCAAAACUAGACCAAUUGUGGUUGAUUUUUUUACUGGAAAAUCAUAUGUGGGAGAUGGUAAUUUGACAGUUGUGAUUACAAAGCCAAAGUUCAGUUGGGGGUCAGAAUAUUCGAAAAUACUCAAAAAACAAAUUAUUCUAAACUUUAUUGAGAAUGAAAAAAGAGUUGAGUGUUGUGAUAUUUAUAGUAAUCUAUACAAGGUUGGAAAUCUCUGUUUGAGGCUUGGGUUCUACAAUGAGGCCUCUUCAAUAUUCUCGAGAAUCUCCUUUGUCUCUGAAGAUAACUAUUACUGGCUCAGAAUACUAUAUAAUUUUUCAAACACCUGUAAUAUUAACGGAGUUAAGAAAUCUGAAGACUUAUCUUCCUAUUUCACAAAGUACAUUUCCUCAGUAAAAAAUGUGCUGGGUCUGUUUAAAUUAAUGAAAACCACAAACAUACUUAAAUCACAGAAACAAGUCACCAAGUGUUGGGACUAUAACCUCAAUUAUCAUCUUCCAAACUCCGUUUUACACACUUUUGUAACUUUAAUUGUUUGUACUAAAUUAGGAAUUGCAGAUCUCAUAACAUGUCUUAAAGACAAAAAUUGUAUCUACACACACUAG